AUGCAAAUUUCAGAAUUAUCAAAAGAAAAUAACUUAUUGAAACAAAAAGCUAAUGAAAUUACAGUUCCGAAAGAGUUUUUAUCAAAAAUAGAUAAGUAUAAGGACUCGAAUAAUUUUUCAGAGAUAUACAAAUUCUUAUGUGAAAUUCCAGCAAGAGGAUAUCAAAAUAAAAUCACAAAAUCACAAAUUGAAUGCCUUUUAGAAAAGAAAGACGAAAAAGGAUACGAAUCAUUGCUUACGGCUUGCAAAGAAGGAAACCUCGAACUUGUUAAAUAUCUCGUUUCUGUUGGAUCUAAUAUUGAAGUUCGCGCUCAAAAUAAAAAUACACCAAUUCUCAAUGCUUGUGGUGCUGGUCAUUUGGAAAUUGUGAAAUAUCUUAUUACUUGUGGAGCUAAUUUAGAAGCAAAGAAUGCACCAGAGUAUACACCGCUGCUUAUGGCAUCAAUUUUUGGCCAUUUUGAUAUUGUAAAAUGUCUUAUCUCUUCUGGAGCCAAUAAAGAAGCCAAAAAUGAUAAUGGACUCACUGCAUUAAUUUUGGCAUCACAAAAGAAUUUCCCCGAAAUUGUUAAAUAUCUGAUUUCUGUUGGAGCCAAUCUAGAGGAGAAAGAUAAUAAUAGAGCUACAGCAUUAAUUCAGGCAUCAAAUUGUGGUUUUCUUGACAUAGUUAAAAGUCUUGUUUCUGCAGGAGCAAAUCAAAAAGCAGCAGAUAAAAGUGGAGCCACUCCCCUUAUUCAUGCUUCGAAUAAUGGCCGCCUUGAAGUUGUUAAAUAUUUUGCGUCAAUUGGAGCUAAUAUAGAAGAGAAAGAAAAUAAUGGAGAAACUUCACUCAUGCAAGCGAUAAGAAAUGGCCAUCUUGAAGUUGCCAAAUAUUUAUGCUCAAUUGGGGCUAAUAAGGAAGCAAGGAGUAAUACAGGAUUGAAUGCCUUAAUUAUUGCUGCCGGAAAGAAUCAUCUGGAUAUUGUUAAAUAUCUUGUCCAGGCUGGAGCUGAUAUCGAGGCAAAGGAUAACAAUGGAGCUAAUUCACUCAUGAUUGCAAUAUCCUUUGGCUCUUCCCAUCUUGAAGUGAUCAAGUUUCUAUGUUUAAAUAAAGCUAAUAAAGAAGCAAAGAAUAAGAAUGGAAUGACCCCACUUUUAUUAGCAUCAGGACAAAAUCUUGAAAUUACAAAAUAUCUCGUCUCUGUAGGUGCUAAUAUAGAAGCCAAAAAUAUUUAUGGUAUGACACCUUUGAUUAUUGCAGUAACUGUUGGAAAUCUUGAGAUAACUAAAUAUCUUGUCUCUGCUGGAGCAAACAAAGAAGCAAAAGACAACGACGGAAAUACACCACUCCUUCAUGCAUCAUCUCGCGGUUAUUUAGAAAUUGUUAAAUUCCUUGUCUCCGCAGGCGCAAAUACAAAAGCAACAAAUAAGGAUGGAUCGAAUUCAGCAAAAUUAGCAUCCAAAAUGGGGCAUUCAAACAUAGCAUCAUAUUUAAUGAAAUAA
This is a messenger RNA of Trichomonas vaginalis G3, 1479 nucleotides long. RefSeq names its product cyclin-dependent kinase inhibitor 2C-related family. The record is from RefSeq and is a predicted model, not a curated record. Bases 1 to 1479 code for a protein of 492 amino acids. Gene Ontology annotation, molecular function: protein binding. The transcript has a single exon. Lineage: Eukaryota; Parabasalia; Trichomonadida; Trichomonadidae.